AUGGCCACAACUACAGUUCAACGAGUAGCACGAUCUUUCCCUACCGUAGGGAAGCAGAUUUCUCGAGUGCCUAGGAUAUCGCGUCUUACAGUCCCAAAUCUUGCGAUUGGCUCCCACCCCGAGCACCUUCGUACUGUCCACCAAACCCUUCGGAGCGCUGGCGUUCUACAUAUUCAACUAGACUUCCCCGAUGAUGAAAGCAGAUAUCUCCAUGAACUGUUGUUGAAUUUGCAUCAACACCAUGGCCAUGGCCUACCAAUCACCCACAGUGCAAAUCGAGGUUGGAUGUGGGACAUUCGGCCCAGUCCCGAAAGCUUUCAGAGCAACAAUACUCAAGCUCGAUCUGAGACUAUGGAGGAAUUCCCCUGGCACACAGACUGCAGCUACGAGAGCUGUCCACCGCAAUACUUUGCUCUCCAAGUUCUCCAGCCAGACCGGUGUGGCGGCGGUACAUUAUCUGUCCUGAAUGUCGACGAAUUGCUCACCUUGCUCUCACCUUCCACCCUUGAGACGCUAUUCACCCCCAAUUUUCAGAUUACCGUCCCACCCGAGUUCGUCAAAAGUCAGGCCGAUACGCAGAUCAUCGGUGGCCUAUUGACAACUAGCCCCGGAACCAAAUCCAUCAAGCUCCGCUUCCGAGAGGAUAUUGUUAGGCCGCUCACAGAUCAGGCAUCAAAAGCGCUAGCGGAGCUGAAAUCAGUCCUGUUGGGGCCAACAGCCCGCUCUCGGAUACUCAACCUGAAAGCCGAGGACCUCCCGCGUGGGUCGAUCAUCUUAAUGGAUAAUGGACGCUGGCUCCACGCACGGAACGAGGUCAAGGACCCAAAUCGACAUCUGCGACGAGUGCGCUGGGACGCACGGCCAUUUGUCACCCCUUCUCCUGCUGCUCAGCUAGGUCUCUGA
Penicillium paradoxum is the source of this 903-nucleotide messenger RNA. RefSeq lists its product as uncharacterized. The record is from RefSeq and is a predicted model, not a curated record. The transcript is spliced from 2 exons. NCBI's taxonomy places the organism in Eukaryota, Fungi, Ascomycota, Eurotiomycetes, Eurotiales, Aspergillaceae. The coding region runs from base 1 to 903 and encodes 300 amino acids.